This is a messenger RNA of Impatiens glandulifera, 1181 nucleotides long. Its product is annotated as D-aminoacyl-tRNA deacylase-like. NCBI's taxonomy places the organism in Eukaryota, Viridiplantae, Streptophyta, Magnoliopsida, Ericales, Balsaminaceae. The record is from RefSeq and is a predicted model, not a curated record. Gene Ontology annotation, biological process: D-amino acid catabolic process. The coding region runs from base 103 to 1059 and encodes 318 amino acids. Gene Ontology annotation, molecular function: D-aminoacyl-tRNA deacylase activity. The transcript has 9 exons.
GCCAACAUCUUAUCUUAAUGCCCAAAACAUCUUCAAACAUUUUUCAAUUUCAGCUCGAAUAGAAGUUAUCUCGAACGCAUUUUCGCCAAACCGCCAGGGGAUAUGGUGACGCUUGUAGUGGCGACCACCGCUGACCCGGCUUCAAUUGGCCCCGCUUCCGCCCUCUUGGCAAUGCCCGGUUUUCACCCGGGUCCUACCUUCCAGAAUAUAUCGAGUUUUGUGAAUAAGGAACUAAGGCUCUUGAAGCAUGACAACCCAAUUGUCUUGGAAGAUCAUUUGGACAGAAGAUGGGAAUCCGUAACAGGUGAAACAGUCGAUGAGGUCAUCUUCCUUAGUAAGCACACUGCUGUCUCAAACCGUCCUGCGCUCACAGUUCAUCCAAUUGGAGUGCCUCAUUUGCGAGAAGAUGAGGUGCCACCUGCUGGUGGAAAAUCUGGUUGGGCUGCACCUCCUAACCCCCGUAUAGGACCAUGGCUCAGGCUGUUGAAGAGCAUUGCUGAAUCAUUUUCUCUAUUGCCUGAAUUUGAGGUGACUUUGGAGGCUACCCAUCACGGACCUGAAAUAAACUCACCAACCAUGUUUGUGGAGAUAGGAAGUACAGAAGAACAAUGGAAGAGGCAGGAUGCUGCACAAGCCAUUGCUUUAUUAGUUUGGGAAGGUUUAGGACUGGGUGGAGGAGCUGCAGUAGGGCACUGGAGUAGGAAGAACUACCAAAAUAAGGUCCUUCUUGGAAUUGGUGGUGGACAUUAUGUACCAAGGCAUAUGGACAUUGUCAUGAAAGAUGGUGUGUGGGUAGGUCACCUUCUGUCUGGGUAUUCAUUGACAAUGGAAGAAGAAGAUGUUCAUAAAUCUGAAGGAAAAACAAGCACAGACUCUGUAGGUGGGACUUGGAGACAAGCUAUCAAAGUUGCACUUGAGACUACUAAAUCAGCAUUCCCUGGGGGAGAAGUUUUAGCACAUCUUGACAAGAAGAGUUUGAAAGGUUGGCAAAAACAGGCAAUCACAAAGUUCCUAGUGGAGCUGAAUGUGAAUAUUGGAAAGCCUUCUGAUUUCUACUGAUUGUUCUUGUUUUGUGUAUAGUUAAGUGUUUUUUCAUUGGUGUUCCCAUUAUUAAAUUUCUUAUUUUGUUACUUAUGAAACCAAAGGAAUUUGAUUUUCUGAAAGAUGGGUUUUAUUGUCAA